CCAAGCGAGAGCAGGUGGCCACAGCGGGCUCCAUCUGUGCGGGCAGGUAUGAAGCGGCCACUGAGCCCAUCCCCCUCAGGUGAAAAGGAGCCCCCCACAUCUGCAGAAGCUGAGUGUCCCCCUCACACCCCAGAACUGUCUAAGCCUAAGCGGGAAAGAAAACGACCUUCCUACACAGUCUGUGAUGUCUGCAACAUCCAGCUGAACUCUGCCGCCCAGGCCCAAGUGCACUGUGGGGGGCGUGCCCACCAGCGGAGGCUUCGACAACUCAGCCUGGGCAAGACCUCCACAGGGCCAGCAGGCCUGGCCUCCAGCACCCCCAGCCCUCUGCUGGCCUCCCUGCCCUUGCCCACUCGACCUCUGCAACCCCCGCUGGACUUCAAGCACUUGCUCGCCUUCCACUUCAAUGGCGCCACCCCAUUCAGUCUCUUCCCCAACUUCAGCACGAUGGACCCAGUCCAGAAAGCUGUCAUCAGUCACACGUUUGGGGUCCCCUCCCCUCUGAAGAAGAAGCUGUUCAUCUCCUGUAACAUCUGUCACCUGAAGUUCAACUCAGCGAACCAGGCAGAAGCUCAUUACAAGGGCCAUAAGCAUGCCAGAAAACUCAAGGCUGUUGAAGCUGCUAAGAGCAAACAGAGGCCGAGAACCCUGACCCCGAAUGGAACAGUGUCUUCAGCUUUCCCUCCCACCAGCAGAGAGCCGGGAGACCCACAGAGCAAAGGUCCUUCAGCCCCUCCUCUCAGCCCUCUGAUCCAGUUACCACCAACCCAAGACCCACCGGCCAGAGAGCCAGUCCACUCAGACUUCUUGGAUGCUGCUUCCUCUUCCUCUUCUUGCCCACCCUGCUCCCCAGAGCCCAGCAGGGAGGUGCCAGGGCCUGAGCCUGCAGCAAUGGCUGCAGGAACUGGAGUGAAUGGGGAAGGCAGGAGUGAGAAGGGGCGCCUCUACUGUCCUACAUGUAAGGUGACGGUGAACUCGGCCUCUCAGCUUCAGGCCCACAAUACAGGAGCCAAGCAUCGAUGGAUGAUGGAAGGUCACCAAGGGACUCCCCGAAGGGGCCGGGGCCGCCCUGUGUCCUGGGGAGGGGCUGGACACAAGACCAAGAGAGUGACAGGGAGUCGUGGGGGCCGGCAGGGACCCAGCCCUCCUUUCCACUGUGCCCUCUGUCAGCUCCAGGUCAACUCAGAGACCCAGCUUAAGCAGCACAUGAGCAGCCGGAGGCACAAAGACCGCCUGGCAGGGAAGCCCCCUAAGCCCUCCAGCCAGCACAGCAAACUGCAGAAGCACACAGCGCUGGCUGUGACUGUCCUCAAGUCUAAACUGGCCUUGCAGAAGCAACUCACCAAGACACUGGCAGCCCGUUUCCUGCCCAGUCCACUGCCCACCACAGCUGCUGCCAUCUGUGCUCUGCCAGGGCCCCUGGCCCUCCGGCCUGCCCCAACAGCAGCUACUACCCUCUUCCCAGCUCCCAUUCUAGGCCCAGCUCUGUUUCGUACUCCAGCAGGAGCUGUCCGCCCUGCCACGGGACCCAUCCUUUUUGCUCCCUAUUAAUGUUCCUGGGGAGGCUACGGCCGAUUUCCUAACAGUCACACACACUCUCUUCCUGCCCCUGAGAUACCGAUUUCCUACAUCCCACAGGGACUGCCUUUUGCAGUUUAGGGGUUCUUGCCCAAUCUGGGAUAGCUGCUCUUCACUCUGGACUGAGAUCUAAAUGAGUCUCCUGGGUCUGAGGACCAUCUCUACCAUUUCCCAGGCCGGUCCCAGGCUCCCCUGCAUCUAUGGCCCCAUGAAUUCCAAAGAUCUAUGCAAAAUCAGCCCCAGCCACAUGGUGCUUAUUUCUCCAACCAGAGACCUAUACACUGGCAGACUCUGGAUCUUAGCUCCUACCAGCCAGCCUUGCCUGCCAUGUUCUGGGGCCCCACUGGGGGUCUCUGAAGAACCACUGGAGAUAGGGUCUCAAAGCCAGAGUGGACUUAAGUUUAUCAGGCAACUUGAUCUUAGGGUGGACAGGUGUAGUGUUGCACACCUGUAAUCUCAGCACCUGGGAGGCUGACGCAGGAGGCGCAUGAGUUCAAAACUCAGUCUGGGCUAUACAGCAAGACACUGUCUAAAAAAAAAAAAAAAAGUUGGCAGGGCGGCAGAGGAUCAUGGAGGAAAAAGAGGCCCCCAAAGUCCUUUGACUAUUCAAUGUGAAAGUGAGACUGAGCCAAGAGGGGGCUCUAUCUGAUCAGUGGGGACCAGGUUAGAAGGUGAGGGUGUUCAGGCUGGGCUUGGUUCUAACAGAAGUGACCUGUCUUACCACAACUGUCCUUAGCCUUUCAGCAGUUCCUCUUGAACCUCUAAGGGGAACCCUGUGUCUCCCUCAGAAUAUGGACUCCCCAACACCUCAACUGGUGUGCAGCCAUCCCUACCAUGGAGCUUAGGGCUGGUACGGUCUCCAAUAUGCUCUCAAGAUCCACUUUCAUGUUGCCAAAGUCAGUGUCCCCUCCCCUCAAAUAUGGGACUUUGCCAGAAUCCCCCUUUAUCUUUUUUUUUUUUUGGUCUUUUUU
This is a messenger RNA of Nannospalax galili (Upper Galilee mountains blind mole rat), 2549 nucleotides long. RefSeq names its product zinc finger protein 385C (gene Znf385c). Gene Ontology annotation, molecular function: nucleic acid binding; zinc ion binding. The record is from RefSeq and is a predicted model, not a curated record. NCBI's taxonomy places the organism in Eukaryota, Metazoa, Chordata, Mammalia, Rodentia, Spalacidae. Gene Ontology annotation, cellular component: nucleus. The transcript has 9 exons. Bases 49 to 1551 code for a protein of 500 amino acids.